CUAACUUCAGUUUUGACGUAAUGUUUUCAAUUUUUCAUUCCUUGUUUCCUCGGAAUAUUUUAUGUUUCAUGAUUAUUUAGACUUUGGUACAAAUCUUUAAAUAAGUGCAUUUUAAAAUGUUUUUACCCUUUUAUUAUACGAAGAAUAGUGUAAAAGCUACUAAAUAAAAGAAUUCAGAACAGUGACUUAAAAUAUAUUUUAUAGUACUUGUUCUAAUUAGGAAAGUAAGUCAUGACGACAAAUGAAUAUGAAAAAGUAAACAGGGACGGGGCUCGGCCCUAUAAAUGCAGCGAUUACCCAUCCAAAAUAUCAUUAAAUUUACAUCAUUUCAAAAGAGAUGGAAGAUUCUGUGACAUAGAUCUCAUAUCUGGUAGCACCAGAGUAAAGGCGCACCGUGUUGUGCUUGCAGCUAGUUGUGCCUACUUUGAUGCAAUGUUCAGUGUUGGUUUAGAAGAAAGCCAUAAGGGUCUAAUUUCCUUGCCCAGUGUACCACCUGAGGUGCUUCCCUUGAUUAUUGACUUUAUAUAUACAGGUGAAAUAGUGAUUGAUAAAAUAUCUGUACAAAACUUAUUAAUAGCUGCUGAUAUGUUGCAACUUAGAGAACUAGUUGUUGGAUGUGGAGAAUAUUUGAGAAGAGAACUUCAUCCUUCUAAUGCACUAGGAAUAUUCAGAUUUGCAGAAGCCCACAAUUGUACAGAAUUGGCAAAUGAAGCAUUAGAGCAUGUACAAGCAAAUUGGAAUGUAGUGGCAAACGGUGAUGAACUUCUGGAGCUGCCUUUACCCCAGUUAGUGACAUUAUUAUCAUCAGAACAACUGAGAGUCGACAGUGAAGCUCAGGUUCUCUAUCCCGCAUUGAGAUGGUUGGAACACGAUCCGGGAUGUCGAAGGCGCCAUUGUUUUGAAGUGCUUGCUCACGUCAGACUCCCUUUAAUACCACCACAAAUAUUAGAUGAUGCUAUUAAAAGUGUACAGGAUCCAUCGAUAGCAGUUGCUUUAAAGACAGCCAGAGUUGACAUGAAAACGGGUCGAGGUGCAUUAGUAAGUUUGGCGGCCGAGCCUCGAGCCAGAGCGCGCCGCAUCCUGCUGGUGGCGGGCGGCUCGUGUCGCGACAAGGCAGCUCAUCCACCCCUCACCACGGACAACAUUCUAUCUAGUGUACUCAAAUUUGAUCUUCAUAAACGUGAGUGGGAGGAGUUAGCGCCAAUGGAUAUAGCACGCAUUCAACCAGGAGUCGCGACGCUAGCUGGCCGCGUUUAUGCCGUCGGCGGCGAGCAAGGUAGUCAGAUACUGGCCAACGGAGAAGUUUAUGAUCCACAGACAAAUAAAUGGUCAAAUAUAGCACCUAUGAACGAGGCUCGAUGUGAAUUCGGUCUCACAGCGUGGAAUGGAACCUUGUACGCCUUUGGUGGUUGGGUCGGUUCUGACAUGGGUGCUUCUAUAGAGUUCUACGAUCCAGUGAUGGAUAAGUGGACGCUCGUUGGACGUAUGCCAGAACCCAGAUUUGGAAUGGGUGUUGUUAAUUACCAAGGUUUAAUAUAUGUGGUGGGUGGGUGCACACACACGUGGAGACAUACGAAGGAUCUGUUGUGCUACAACCCCAGCACACGCAAAUGGAGCGCGUUGUCGUCGAUGCACCGCGCUCGCAGUCAAGCAGCGGCCGUCGUCAUGGACAACUACCUCUACGUCAUAGGGGGCAACGCACCCAGGAGGACCGUUCUCACUUCUGUUGAAAGAUACAAUUUUGACGAAGACUCGUGGGAGGAGGUGGCGGCGCUGGCGGGCGCGCGCGCGGGCUGCGCGGCGGGCGCGGCGGGCGGCGUGCUCGUGGCGGCGGGCGGCGACAGCGAGAGCGCCGGCGAGCGCGCCUUCUACCGCGCGCGCACCACGCUCGCCACCGUGGAGCUGUACGAGCCGCGCGCGGACGCGUGGCGCGCCGGCCCGCCGCUGCCGCACUCGCGCGCCGAGGCGGGCACCGCGCUGCUCUGACGCACGUGCUCUGUGGCGAUCUGUCGGCUACAGUCAAUACUGAUUGCAUCUUUACCUUACGUCAAAUCCUCCAAGUUGCGGUGGACUAUUUGCAUUUCUGUCUGCCGCCUCGCGAGUUGAAGGGCUGACUGAAGAAAUUAACUAUUUAAUAAUAAACGAAUGGAAGAACCAAAACAUUUUGUACCUAUUAACCCAUAGGUAAUUAUUAUUGACUCUAGCUGACACGUACAAAUUGAUAUCGAUAAAUUAUCUCCACCCAGAAUAUGGUAAAAUUGUGAUUGGUCGAGAGACCAACGCGUGAGUCACAUGUUCGUAUCUCGACCAAUCAUGAUAAAACGAUACGGGCUUUCGCAUCUUGGUUUUUGCCACAUUCUAAAGAGACAUAAUAUUACUUGUUGGUGCGUUUUAGUGAACUAAAUAUUUAGAUUCUUUACACUAUAUAGUGUGUCAUUGAAAAUUCAAAAGCUUUGAAUAUUCGAAGAAUUUAUUCUUCUUGUUUAUUACCUCGAUAAUUAAGGAAACUAAUAUGGUUUUCAUAAUAUUAUUCAUAAAUGAAUAUAAAUCCGUCAUCUCCAAAGUUUAAAUUUUUCAAGUGUCCUAUUCCAAACAAUCAUUGGUGCAUAAUAUUGCAUUUACUUGGCAAUUUUAUUAAGAUUAUAUUAUAUUAAGUAUACAGCUUUACAAUAUAUUGAUACUAUAAAAAAGUAAAAAAUAAAGUUUCAUUUUUGGCUUAGAUCUAUAAACCAGAGUAUUUCCUGUCUGAAGAAAAAAGAUAUGCGUCAUUAACUUUGCAGUUACUAUAACUUCAGAGUAUGGAUAUUCUAUAAAGCCGAGAGAGGAAAAUAUAUUUCGCCUUCCACAUUGACAAAAUUUCGUGUAGCCUGCUUCAAAUAUUUUCGAAACUCAUACAGAAGACUUCGCAAGUUAGUGGCAGUAUAUUUGGGCUGGGAUGCAUAAGGAUUAAAUUUACUAAACUAUCGUGCGCUAUGCGGUCCAACACCGCAUUCAGCGCGGUCAUAGUUGCGGUAGCAAUUAUUAAGAGGUAAAAUGUUUCUUCUUAGUAUUCGCGAACGGAGUUAAAUCUGAUUCGCCCUAUGGCGAUAUUUCCACGACAAGGGCCAGGGCUUAUUUGUGGGGGCACGUAGUAAAUCUCUUAUAUCGAAAAAUAUAUAUAAAAAAGGAAUAAAUAAUUUUGAAGAAAAAAACUAUUUUUGUGACCAUUACAAAAAUUAUCCAGAUACAAAUCUAAUCUAUCUAUCUAUCUAAAACAGUUACCGUUUCGCCUCAUACUAUAUUCUCGACAAGUUGAUACUUGUCUGUUACCAUGCAAUAAUAAAAAAAAAAACUUAGAAAUUUUCCUUAAAACACGGGGUGGCAAGUGGCGGGGAGGACAAAUAAAAAAUUAUGGACUUACAACUUUCGAGAAUUGGCGCGUCCUAAAAUAAGAAGUGACAAAAAAGGCCUGGUUGUGGCAUUAUACUUAUUUUCUUCGAAUUGGAUGAUUGUACAAUAAGAAUUUUCUGUCCUCUUAAAUACUUUGUUAAAAGCCUUUCUUACUAUAAUUCCACUAUAUCGUUUUAAUGCAAGUCUUCCAAAA
Molecule: messenger RNA, 3583 nt
Organism: Manduca sexta (tobacco hornworm)
Lineage: Eukaryota; Metazoa; Arthropoda; Insecta; Lepidoptera; Sphingidae
Product: actin-binding protein IPP
Exons: 10
Coding region: 232-1986 (584 amino acids)
Molecular function (GO): protein binding
Source: RefSeq, a predicted model, not a curated record